AUGGGUCAGGUAACGGUUGAAUUACGUUUAGUUUUUUUAAAAAUUGGUGAAAUCGAUACAUUAAAAGAACAAUUUCAAGCUGAAGCUUUUAUUCAAGCGCGUUGGUUUGAACCGACCUUAAAAGGAACGGAUAUUGAUUGUUUCGAUGCAAAUAAAUUUUGGAAUCCUUUAUUACAUAUUGAUAAUUCAGUUGGCGAUUUAAAAAAUGAUGUUUGGCAUAAAGUUGUUUAUGAUGGAAUGGAUACACCAAUGGUGUAUGAAAUGAGAAAAGUUAAAGGUGUUUUUCUUGAAAAUCUUGAACUUAAUGAUUUUCCAGUUGAUGUUCAAGAUUUAACAAUCACCAUAUCAACAACACGAACUGUUAAUGAAGUAUCACUUGUUGCAGAUACCAAUCAAUUAAGUGCAAUAAAUACACAUACAUUUAUCGAUCAACAAGAAUGGCGUUUGCAUGAACAUGUUGAAACAUCAACAAAAUUAUUAUCAAGUCCAUUUUCACCAUCGCAAAAUCAACAUCCAGCUUUUUCAGCAACUUGUCAUGCAGCUCGACGACCAGGAUAUUUUUAUUGGAAUGUUUAUUUUCUUAUUUUUUUUAUAACCGUAAUGGCAUUCGCUACGUUUAGUGUUACUUAUAAUCUUCCACAAAAUCGUCUUCAAUUAAGUUUUACGCUUCUUUUAACAGCUGUCACAUUUAAAUGGGUUGUUGUUCGAUGUUUACCGACAAUAUCUUAUUUAACAACAUUGGAUAAAUAUGUACUUCUAUCUAUGGUCAUGUUAUGUGUUGUAUGUGGAUGGCAUGCAUUGAUUGCUGUUUGUCCCCCUGAUGUAGCACCACAUUGGGAUAAUAUAGCAUUAAUUACAUUAGCUAUAAUAUAUGUAUUAUUUCAUAUAAUAUUUUUCUUUUGGAUGUAUUUUGUUACAUAUCGAAGAAGACGUUUAAUGAAACGAAAAGAUAGGGAAUAUAUGAGAAAUCAUUUGGAGCAUUCAUCAACAUCUGGUCAUCUUUCAGCAAAUGAAUUAGAUACAUAUGUUGGUUCAUCAUCAGCAACAACAGUUGUACGUAAAAUAGCAAAUUCUAAAAAUGAACGUGGCUUAUCAAAUUCAUCAGAUGGAAUAUUAAGUAGGCCUUCUGAACAAAAUCAUCAAAUGAUGCUAAAUGAACACGCCGAUGAAUUAUAUCAACCAAAAAUAUCAAGAAAAUGUACAACUAUUAUUAAUCCGUUUAAUUAUGGACGCUUUAAUAAUAAUAAUAAUAAUAGUUUUAAUGCCCAACCAAUACUAUUAACUUCCGGUGAUAUUGAAGCAAUGACAAUGAGACAAUUUCGAAUAAGUUCUCUUGGAUGUUGA
This is a messenger RNA of Rotaria socialis, 1344 nucleotides long. The record is from the annotation of a GenBank genome assembly. Lineage: Eukaryota; Metazoa; Rotifera; Eurotatoria; Philodinida; Philodinidae.